CUCCUCGGCGCGUGUCGCUCCCCCGUUCUCGCGAGACUUGCGGGCGGACGGGAGCCCGGGCGGCCCGGGCUCGUGCGAAACAUGGCGGCCGUGCGGGGCCCGGAGCGCAGGACCAUAUGAAGGGAGAGGCAGGUUUUCCUGAAGAUGAGGCGAUUGAACCGGAAGAAAACCUUGAAUUUGGUGAAAGAGUUGGACGCCUUCCCAAAGGUUCCCGACAGUUAUGUGGAGACUUCGGCCAGCGGGGGUACAGUUUCUCUAAUAGCUUUUACCACUAUGGCUUUAUUAACCAUAAUGGAAUUUUCAGUAUAUCAAGACACGUGGAUGAAGUAUGAAUACGAAGUAGACAAAGACUUUUCUAGCAAAUUGAGAAUCAAUAUAGACAUCACUGUUGCCAUGAAGUGCCAGUAUAUUGGAGCAGAUGUAUUGGAUUUAGCAGAAACAAUGGUCGCAUCUGCAGAUGGACUAGUUUAUGAACCUGCGAUAUUCGACCUUUCUCCGCAGCAGAAGGAGUGGCAGAGGAUGCUGCAGCUGAUCCAGAGCCGGCUGCAGGAGGAGCACUCCCUGCAGGACGUGAUCUUCAAGAGCGCCUUCCGGAGCGCCGCCACAGCACUUCCGCCGAGGGAGGACGACGCGUCCCAACCCCCGGAUGCCUGCAGAAUCCACGGCCAUCUGUAUGUCAACAAGGUGGCGGGCAACUUCCACAUAACUGUGGGCAAGGCCAUCCCGCACCCCCGGGGCCACGCGCACCUGGCCGCCCUCGUCAACCACGACGCUUACAACUUUUCUCACAGAAUAGAUCAUUUGUCCUUUGGAGAGCUUGUUCCAGGGAUUAUUAACCCGCUAGAUGGGACUGAGAAAAUCGCUGUGGAUCACAACCAGAUGUUCCAGUAUUUUAUCACAGUCGUGCCAACAAAGCUGCAUACGUACAGGAUCUCGGCAGACACGCACCAGUUCUCCGUGACAGAGCGAGAGCGCGUCAUCAACCACGCGGCCGGCAGCCACGGCGUGUCCGGGAUCUUCAUGAAGUACGACUUGAGCUCGCUCAUGGUCACGGUGACGGAGGAGCACAUGCCCUUCUGGCAGUUCUUCGUGCGGCUCUGCGGCAUCGUCGGCGGGAUCUUCUCCACGACAGGUAUGUUACAUGGAAUUGGAAAGUUGAUAGUUGAAUUAAUUUACUGUCGUUUCAGAGCUGGGUCCUACAAAGCCAUGGCACCCGUGCCCUUCGAGGACGGCCACACAGACAACCACUUACCUCGCCUGGAGAACAGCGCCCACUAGCCCUCCCCGCACAGGAGAGACACUUUUUGCCUGAGACAAAACCUUUUUUAAUAAUAAAGUAUUGUGCAAUAUGUUCAGAGGAAAGAAAGUGCAACCGAGGAACAGGAACCAGCUGGGGAGCAAACCCAAACUGAAGUCCGUAGCUGUCGUCCACGCCCGGGGCGAGGCCCGGCUGGCAGCACACCCGGAGGACGGGUCCCUGCAGAGGAGCCGGCCGGCCGGGCCCCAGCACCAGGGCGGGGGUCCGAGGGAAGGCGGGCAGGCGCGGGAGGAGAGAGGCGUCCCCGAGUGCAAACGUUUGAGUCCUUUUGUUGCUAAAAGAUACGGGAUCGGAAUAAAAUAUGUG
Molecule: messenger RNA, 1624 nt
Organism: Sorex fumeus (smoky shrew)
Lineage: Eukaryota; Metazoa; Chordata; Mammalia; Eulipotyphla; Soricidae
Gene: ERGIC2
Product: ERGIC and golgi 2
Exons: 14
Coding region: 145-1278 (377 amino acids)
Biological process (GO): endoplasmic reticulum to Golgi vesicle-mediated transport; retrograde vesicle-mediated transport, Golgi to endoplasmic reticulum
Cellular component (GO): membrane; COPII-coated ER to Golgi transport vesicle; endoplasmic reticulum
Source: RefSeq, a predicted model, not a curated record